This is a messenger RNA of Chenopodium quinoa (quinoa), 1011 nucleotides long. Its product is annotated as probable 2-oxoglutarate-dependent dioxygenase At3g50210. Lineage: Eukaryota; Viridiplantae; Streptophyta; Magnoliopsida; Caryophyllales; Amaranthaceae. Gene Ontology annotation, molecular function: dioxygenase activity. The transcript is spliced from 12 exons. The coding region runs from base 1 to 1011 and encodes 336 amino acids. The record is from RefSeq and is a predicted model, not a curated record.
AUGGUUUUUAAACUUACUUAUUAUAUAUGUCUGAUAAAAUAUACUUCGUAUAAUACAGAUAUAAGUCCUUUGGUUGCAAAAGCUGAUGAUGCAAAUAUGGGUCAAGAUGCUGGUGUACGCGAAGUUGUUAGACAGUUGGAUAAAGCUUGUAGAGAGCAUGGCCUUUUCUACUUGAGAGGUCAUGGCAUCCCGGACUCUCAUUUAAAGGAAGUAAAAGACGUCACACACAAGUUCUUUCAUCUGCCUCUUGAAGUAAAAAUUAAAAUCAAGAUGAAUGCAGCUACUGGAUACAGAGGAUAUGAAGAACUUGAUAAAAUUCAUACCAAUGGUCUUCCUGAUGUGCAAGAAGCUAUUGGUUAUUACAAAGAAUUUGAAGACGGAAAGUAUGGAGAUAAGGGGAAACCAAUGGAAGGACCUAACUUGUGGCCAUCUAAUACUCCUAACUUUAAAAAAGCGUUGAAGCGGUAUUUUGAUGUUUCCACAGGGCUUUGUAGAAAGAUUAUGAGAGGUAUUGCGUUGGCUUUGGGUGGAUCAGGCAACGAGUUUGAAGGUAAGAUUGCUGGCGAUCCAUUUUGGAUUGUACGGUUGAUAGGUUAUCCUCCGAUAUCUAAGGGAUCAAAUGGCAAACCGCAACGCAUGGGAUGUGGAGCUCACACAAAUUAUGGUCUUUUAGGAUUGGUCAAUCAAGAUGAAAGUAUAUCAGCUAUAGAGGUUAUGAACAAUUCUGGAGAGUGGAUCUCUGCUUCUCCCAUUCCUAGCGCAACUAUUUGCAUUAUUGGUGAUAUGCUAAAGAUUUUGUCCAAUGGUUUGUACAAUCCCGCUCUUCAUCGGAUUAUCAACGCGUCCCCAAAAUACUGUGUUAGUGCACUUUACUUCUAUGAGACUAAUUAUGAUGAACCUAUUGAGCCCUUGGACAUUUGCGUACAAAAAAGUGGUGGAAAAAAGAAACUUGGCACUGCUAUUUAUGGAGACUAUCUUGUUGCUAAAUUGAAAAAGGCCUAUCCAUUUUAA